AUGUUGAAUCGGAUCGUGACAACCAUCCAGCCGAGUCUCAGCCGCGUUGGUUGUUCAAUCGACAAAAGUGAUGCGUUUCUCCGUCGCGCCGGCAUCUCUCAGAAUGUGCAGUCCGUCGGCAAAAAGGAGCGGGAGCGGCUGCUACAGCUCCAAAGGGAGUCCCAAAAAGCUUGGGACGUAGCGGCAGAAUUCCGUCUUGUAUUACCAGAGCUCCGCACCAUGGCGCCUUCGUGCACAAAGGCGGCGGCUGACGUAAAUAACGACCUGGGCGGCACCAUCAUCGAGGGCGCCGGGUACAACACCAUCGUUGAUAUGGUACCCACAGCGGAGACGAUCAAACACAUAGCAGACAACGACGAACUGAUUAGUAGUUUUCGUCCCUACCGCAUCGAUGCGUUACGGACGGCUCGUAUGGCGCAAAAGACGACUGAGAACGCCCCACAUCCCGAUGACGCGCGGCAACUGGAGACUACGCUCUUCAUGCUUCCAGCGAAUAGGCUCAUCGAUGCGGACGCGGUUUCUGACGCCGUGGGCCGUGAGCACUGGACCACGGCCUCUGAAUUUAAUGCUGCGAUUCUCCCUGAGGCGCAGCUGUCCGCAACAGCAAACGGAAUGGGGGCAACCACGCUUUCAGGUCGCGCGAAGUCGCCGAGGGAGACAGGUAGGUCGGUAUCACCAAGUUUCAAGCGUGCGAAACGCUUCCACGACGGGUCCUCAUUGCCUGGGGUGUGGCAUCCGGAACUGGGACACUACCACCUGCGCUUCAGCCAGGUGGAACCACGGGUAACUGGCGGGUAUAUUGCCCCUCCACGUACCCGAACUGUUAAAGAAGAGGAACAACCAGAGGAACUCAGUUUGUCGCGCCCUAAAACUGUGUUCGAUUGUCAGACACCUUCUAUCCACGGCGCGGAGAGCGUGCGGGACUUCGCAGUGAGUGUUACUUACCGCGUCCCGGAACCCGCGUUCGUUGUGCGCGAGCGGUUGGCUCCGGCAAACACAGGGAGCUAUUUCUUCACAUCUAAAACGCCGCGAUCUGUCGCCAGUGCACGGAGUGCCGCAGCAGACUUGGACUACUUCCCGUACGCCGAUGUUCGUUCCACUGUUAAGCGUGUCCGCUGCCCCGCAAAGUUCGCUUUUACUGUGACUGAGCGAAAACGUGAGGCGGUCGCGGCAGCGGCGGCGGUGGGUAUGUACGACGUCGGAGGUGACAUCGCGCACAAUCCCCACCGUAUUGUCGCCAUGGACCGUGAGAGUACACGGGAGAAACACUGGUUGAAUAAGGCUCCCCCGUACAGAGCAGUGCCGGAUGUCGCCGAUGUGGAUAAUGCAUUGAACGCCGUGAGGCGGCGCACUCGCAACGUACUAAUGGCACCGCGGCUGUCGACUGAAGAGCAAUUGGAGAAGCAGCAGCGGAUGAAGAAUGUGGACCGCUCCGUGUCGAUCGAGCGCGACACCUCAUUCCCUCGCGGCAUGUUCGAUCGUUGUGACGCCCCGCGGGUACGGCAGUUUUCCAGGAUGAAAGGUCGGAGCUCCUUUGCACCAACUUCAGUUGCGCCAGAGGCCCCGGAGAAUGUUAAUUUGGCUCCUGUGACAAAACGUUCGGUAGCGGUGUAUAUAAACCCGAAGGCCCCUGGUCACACGCCAUUGCACCAACCGAACCCAGCGGAGAUUGGCGAGGUACCGAAUUACAAAUGGGUGAAACCAACAACAGAGCGUGCAGCAAAAAUAAAUGGGAGCUCGCGGCCGCCUGCGACCUGGCAAGUGAUGCAUGACCUUUGCUAUGAUACCAGCAAUCGCCGACUAGUAGAACCUCGUGUGGUGGGGAACCCGAUGAUUGAAACACACGUUUCGCGCGAAAAACGUGCGCGAUUAUUCAACACCGGUGGAUGCGGUGCCCAGGCAGUCUACAAUGUUGACAUCCCCUACAAAUGCAAGUCGGUUCCGCUUUUUGAGAGGCAAAUAACCAAAGAGACACAGUUCUGUGGUCAUCGAUUGCAGUCCGAGAGGUGGGAACGCAAGAACCCCCGGGCGCCUGGUCCUGGGCAUUAUAACGUGUCAUACAACAUGACGAGUCGGUAG
This is a messenger RNA of Trypanosoma brucei brucei TREU927, 2079 nucleotides long. RefSeq lists its product as hypothetical. NCBI's taxonomy places the organism in Eukaryota, Euglenozoa, Kinetoplastea, Trypanosomatida, Trypanosomatidae. Bases 1 to 2079 code for a protein of 692 amino acids. The record is from RefSeq and is a predicted model, not a curated record. The transcript has a single exon.